AUGUCGAUUUUGAUACUAGGAGUAUGCUCUUAUUGUUAUCUUAGAACCAUUCUGAUGAUUCGUGAUGUUAUAAAACAAGUCUCGGCCGUUGAAUCAACUCCUAAAGACAGUGGAUUUGAAGGUCGUCAUCAGUCGACUGCCGUAAACUCAACUAUGGAUAAUAAAAGUAUGAGCAUUGAAGCUAAAGUCACCAAAAAAGUUAUGGGGUAUAUCUUGAAAGAAGGCGCUUGGGUAUAUGCAUUAGUUGCAGCAUCAAUUAACAUGGGGCCUAUAGGAAAUGCAAUAUGCUAUGUAAUCAACGAAGGUUGGGGACUUCACGGAAACAAUUCGUCGAUAAAUGAAACAAAGAACUCUUCAACCACUGCUCUCUCAUCUAAUGCCAAGAAUAUAAGCGGAAUAAAUUAUCAAGAUAUUGAAGAUGAUUUCAAUAAUUCUAUACCUCUACAAGAUCGCUCUACCAUAACUGAGUUAUCACGGGAAAUUGCAGCCAACAGUGAUGACGAUCGAGAAGAUUUCGGCGUUUAA
Molecule: messenger RNA, 525 nt
Organism: Acaulospora colombiana
Lineage: Eukaryota; Fungi; Glomeromycota; Glomeromycetes; Diversisporales; Acaulosporaceae
Source: the annotation of a GenBank genome assembly